This is a messenger RNA of Sarcophilus harrisii (Tasmanian devil), 694 nucleotides long. It is a transcript of the gene APOC2, whose product is annotated as apolipoprotein C2. The record is from RefSeq and is a predicted model, not a curated record. Gene Ontology annotation, biological process: negative regulation of very-low-density lipoprotein particle clearance; positive regulation of lipoprotein lipase activity; positive regulation of phospholipase activity. Gene Ontology annotation, molecular function: phospholipase binding; lipid binding; lipoprotein lipase activator activity. Gene Ontology annotation, cellular component: low-density lipoprotein particle; chylomicron; spherical high-density lipoprotein particle. NCBI's taxonomy places the organism in Eukaryota, Metazoa, Chordata, Mammalia, Dasyuromorphia, Dasyuridae. Bases 277 to 579 code for a protein of 100 amino acids. The transcript is spliced from 4 exons.
GGAAGUCAGGACAGCGGAUCCUAACUGGCCAAUGGGGAUUGGUCUGGGGGGAGGCCCGGAGACAGGAACUGACUCAUUCUGGACCUGAAGCUCUGGUAGCCCCUCAGUCUCCUGAGCUCCGAUCUGGGAUCUUGGCCUGGAGCAGGGAGUCAGACCAGUCUGAGCCGCCAGAGAAGCUGGGAUCAUCCCAUCGAAUUCCCUCUCUUUAGUGAAGGGGAAAAUGAAGGCCUGGAAGGAAUAGAGAUUCAGCCAGGGCCUGGAGUUCUCGCUGCCAUCAUGGGUACCAAGAGCCUCGCCACUCUUACCUGCUUGCUGCUGCUGCUUGCCUCAGUUGCCCAGGCUGCCAGACCCCGAUUUCGCCGAGAGGAGAACCCCGGCCUGCUGAGCAGGGUCCAGAGCCACAUCUUUGCCUACUGGCAGACCGCCAAAGCCAAGGUGCAGGAGCUCUAUGAGAAUGUCCACAUACCCAGAAUGGAUGAAAACCUCAGGCACAUCUAUGGCAAGGGUUCAGAGGCCAUGACCACAUACACUGGGAUUCUAACAGAUCAAAUCAUUCACAUGCUAAAGGGAGAGCAGUGAUGAGGCAGUGAAUCCUGGAUCCCCCUCAUCUCCUCCAUCUUUUGCCCAACCCAGGCGGAUGCAGCCUGGAAACCUCACUCUCAGACUUCCCUCCAAUAAAACUGUCUAUAAAUGA